UUCCUAUCUGAUUAUGUAAUCGGGUGAUUGAAACGUGGCAGUUUAGUUGUUAUAAUACGUGUCAUGGAUCGAAUAAACCAGCUUAGUGGUCACUUACUCACUCAACCCAUAAAUUUUGGUAUUCGUGGGAAACAUGGCCUCCCUCGUUUCCUAUACUUAAAAUCACAACUAUUUGCUUGCAUGAAAUCUCAGCAAACAACACUACAAGUCCAUUUUCUCCCACAAAAUCUAGCUAUGGCUUUCAUCAAUUCUACUCCAUUCUUCAUCAUACUCAUCGUCUCAUCAACUUCAUUUUCUUCAGCAUUUGCUGGAUCAGUUGUAGAAGAUCUCAAUAAUUUAAAACCACCUCCAAAUUUUAAACAAACCAUCACAAAUAACUGCCAACUCAACCCAUCCUUAAGGUACUGCAAUGCCACACCUCAUGAUCUUGAUGAAAUAUUCAAGUCGACAAUUGUUGCAAGCCACUUGUGCCGCGAAUCCAAAAAUCCAAAUUGUGUCGAAUCAUUUCCCAAAAUUAAUCUCAGGGAUCGUCCGAAAAUUGCACCAUUGUACUUGUCAUUCUCAUUCUUCUGGAAAUAUUGCCCCUUGACAAUUGUAGUGAUUGACAUAUCCCACAAUUCUCUGAGAGGUGAGUUCCCUUCUGAUGUUUUUCAUUGUACGCAAAUUCGGAGACUCGAUUUGAGUCAUAAUGAGUUAUCAGGGGAGGUUCCAAUCCAGAACUUUUCGCUUCUCAAUAAUCUGACAAUGUUGAAUAUUUCUUACAAUUAUUUUUCUGAAACAAAAAUCUCUGACGCUCAGUUUCUGAAACGGUUCAAUUCUUCGAGUUUUAUUCAUUCGGGGCUCCUCCCGGAUCACAACAAGUUCAAGAUCAAGGCCGUCUUGUUGUUAAUUUUGUUUCCACUGGUGGUGAUUCUUUUUGUGGUUUUGUUAAGUUGGUUAUGUUUCUGGAGGCCUGAUUUUUUACCUAGAAUGUUUCGAAGAAAAUACAAAUUUACACCGGCUAUGCUGAAAGCCGAAACGGAUGGAUUUUCGAAGAGUAAUUUAGUGAGGAGAAGUGCUAAAACGGAUAUCUACAGAGGUGUACUUAGAGAUGGAAGCAGAGUGAGAAUUGAGAUUUACAAAAGUAGUGCUUCGAGGGAGAAUCGAAGAAAGUUUGUUGAAGAAUGUCGAGUUCUUGUUGAAUUAUGCCAUGAGAAUUUAGUGCAGGUUCUUGGUUGGUGUGACAGUAGGAGGCUAAAAGCAGUGGUUACAGAGUGGGUUGAUGAAUAUAACGUUGAAAUGUGGCUGUCUUCGACGGCUCCUCAGUGGAAAUACAGAGUCGGAGUCUUGAUGGGGAUUGUAGAAGGGAUGAGUUAUCUACAGGAGGGGUGGCCUGAAGUUGAUUAUGACCUUAAAACCAGCAGCAUAUUAUUUUCUCAAAAUGAAGAGCCAAUGAUUUCAAGGUUUCGAGUCGAGGAGCACCACAGCUGCACCAGAAAGAUCUACAAGUUCGGUGUGUUGGUUUUGGAGAUGGUCACAAACAGGAGGCCACGAGAAUUCGAGGGCAACGAAGUGAGUUUUGUGGAGUGGGUAACAGAGUAUUAUCCUGGAAAUUCAGAGGAAGUGAUUGAUGAAAAAUUGAGCAGAGCAGGACACGAUUUGGAUCAUGCGACAGAGGCCUUAGAGCUGGGAUUGAUGUGCACUGAAACUACACAGGGUCAGCAGCCAAGCUUAGAUGAAGUUUAUGAUGUUAUUUCAAGGCUUCACAGGUGUUGCGUGGCUUAAACAUCUUGUGUUCAUAGGUCAGGACACUGAAGCCAUGCACCUGAGAAUACUGAUGAAUGGGAGUUUCAGUUUGGACUGUGAAAUCCAAAGAAAUUUCCUGGUUUUUUCUUGUUGCCUCUGUUAACUAUUUAGAUACGAUUAGCAGUGGUUCUCGAUUAGUUUUUUUUUCUUUUAAUUUGUUUGC
This is a messenger RNA of Daucus carota subsp. sativus, 1948 nucleotides long. RefSeq names its product probable LRR receptor-like serine/threonine-protein kinase At1g74360. Gene Ontology annotation, biological process: protein phosphorylation. The transcript is spliced from 2 exons. The coding region runs from base 64 to 1764 and encodes 566 amino acids. NCBI's taxonomy places the organism in Eukaryota, Viridiplantae, Streptophyta, Magnoliopsida, Apiales, Apiaceae. Gene Ontology annotation, molecular function: protein kinase activity; protein binding; ATP binding. The record is from RefSeq and is a predicted model, not a curated record.